Molecule: messenger RNA, 1175 nt
Organism: Tachyglossus aculeatus (Australian echidna)
Lineage: Eukaryota; Metazoa; Chordata; Mammalia; Monotremata; Tachyglossidae
Gene: C1D
Product: C1D nuclear receptor corepressor
Exons: 5
Coding region: 146-574 (142 amino acids)
Biological process (GO): maturation of 5.8S rRNA; regulation of gene expression
Cellular component (GO): nucleolus; exosome (RNase complex)
Molecular function (GO): RNA binding; DNA binding
Source: RefSeq, a predicted model, not a curated record
GUCUUGUCUGGGCCGGCGCCGAUCGCGCUUUGGGCGCUCGGCUGGUCGAGCCUGAGGCGGGCCUGUGGCCGCCGUUUCUCCCGCCUGGAGCCGCUCCCGCCUCGUCGUCGUGUAGGAAACAAGCCCGACUGGAAGCGAGGUCAGGAUGGCAGACGAUGAUAUUAGUGGAGAAGAUUACCCGGCGGAAAUUCACGAUUAUUUGUCAGCAUUUGAGAAUUCUCUUGGUUCUGUCGAUGACAUGCUAAAAACAAUGAUGUCUGUUUCUAGGACUGAGUUACUUCAGAAGUUGGACCCACUCGAACAAGCCAAGUUGGAUCUGGUUUCAGCGUAUACAUUAAAUUCAAUGUUUUGGGCGUACCUGGCCACUCAAGGCGUUAAUCCUAAGGAACAUCCAGUGAAGCAAGAGCUAGAAAGAAUAAGAACGUACAUGAACAGAGUCAAGGAAAUAACAGACAAGAAAAAGGCUUCCAAGCUGGAUAAAGGCGCAGCUUCAAGAUUUGUAAGGAAUGCACUUUGGGAACCCAAAUCUGAAAGUGAAUCAAAACCUUCAAAUAAGGCAAAGAGGAGAAAGUGAACAUUUAGUAUUGCGUACGUACUCCUGGAAAGUACACCAUAAGAAUACAAGAAUUUGUAUCUUCUAAAACCGAAUACUCGUAUGUCACAAAGCAGUUCAAAUGGAGAUGUAAAAUAUGAAGUAUUGGAUAUCACGGAACAGUUCAAAUGAAGAUGUAAAAUAUGAAGUAUUGGAUAUCCUUUUAAUAAAUCAUUCUGGCUUCCUUGCCACUUCAAGAACUUAAUAAUUGAUGGCUUUCUAAAAUUAAACAUUUUGAUGGAAUCUUUUUGGGGGCUUCAUAUUUUAGCAUUUUUUAAAUGGACAGCUCAGAUACACUUCAUUUCAAGGGACAUUCAAAUAUCCUGUAAUCAACUGCCGAUUUCCAAGAUCAUGUUCUUUAUGAACAUUUGUGCCUGUCUAAAUGGGUAAUGAAUGGCCGUGAGAAUUUUGUUAUAUGUAGUUCACAAAUAGAGUGACUGUAAGUACACCUGAUUACUGGUUAUUUAGUUGAAAGAAUGAAAAUAUGAAUUUUUUUCUGUGCAGUUGAAUUGUUGCGACUCACGGCAUGUUUUGAAAAAUUAUUUAUUGGCUUUAAUAAAAUUUGCACCCAACGUAAUGUUCA